Melopsittacus undulatus (budgerigar) is the source of this 3155-nucleotide messenger RNA. RefSeq names its product BSD domain containing 1 (gene BSDC1). The coding region runs from base 82 to 1440 and encodes 452 amino acids. The transcript is spliced from 11 exons. Gene Ontology annotation, cellular component: cytoplasm. The record is from RefSeq and is a predicted model, not a curated record. NCBI's taxonomy places the organism in Eukaryota, Metazoa, Chordata, Aves, Psittaciformes, Psittaculidae.
GAAGGGGAAGUGACGUAACGAGAGCCGCGGCCCACUGAGGGGUGAGGGGUCGGUAAAUAGUGGUGACGUCACGCCGCCAAGAUGGCGGAGGGGGAGGACGGCGGCUGGUGGCGGAGCUGGCUGCAGCAGAGCUACCAGACCGUCAAGGAGAAGUCCACGGAAGCUUUGGAGUUCAUGAAGAGGGACCUGGCCGAGUUCACUCAAGUGGUGCAGCAUGACACAGCCUGCACCAUCGCUGCUACAGCCAGCGUGGUCAAGGACAAGCUGGCAAGGACAGAAGGUUCCUCAGGUGCAACUGAAAAGGUGAGGAAAGGGAUCUCUGACUUCCUGGGUGUCAUUUCAAACACAUUUGCUCCCUCACCGGAUAAGACCAUUGACUGCGAUGUCAUAACAUUGAUGGCAACCCCUUCGGGCACCACCGAGCCCUAUGACAGUGCCAAGGCUCGCCUCUACAGCCUCCAGUCAGACCCAGCCACCUACUGCAAUGAACCCGAUGGCCCUGCUGAGCUCCUGGAGGCCUGGCUCUCUCAGUUUAACCUGGAGGAGAAGAAAGGGGAGAUCGCGGAGCUGCUGGCAACCAGCCCUUCUAUCCGGGCUCUCUACACCAAAAUGGUCCCUGCAGCUGUUUCCCAUUCGGAAUUCUGGCAGCGCUACUUCUACAAAGUGCAUCGUCUGGAGCAGGAUGAAGCCCGGAGGGAGGCUCUGAAGCAGCGAGCGGAGCAGAGCAUUCACCGGGAGGAGCCGAGCUGGGAGGAGGAUGAAGAGGAGCUCUUGGGGAUGUCACCCCUGCCUUGUGCAAACGUCACAUUGCCAGCGGCAGCAGAGAAAGAGUGUGCCCCUGCAGCCCCGGAGGGAAGGCACCCCACUGCUCACAAGGGACCCUCAGAGGAGAGCUGGGCCCUCCUCUCUCCAGAGCCAGCCCCAGCAGAGGGGAGCCCCUCUGAGAGCAGUGAGAGCGUCUCCCUUGUGACUCAGAUUGCAAACCCUGCCUCUGUGCCUGCUGCGCAGCUACAGACUGGAGCUGUACAACCAGCCGGGGCCGGAGACCUCUCCCAGGAGCUGGUGGAGGCCACGGAAGAGCAGAGCUCCCUGCCAAAGCCCCCAGGCCCUGCUCAUCGUUCUGCACCUACCCGGGAAUCAGCAGCAUCCUCAAAGCAACCGGCUGCUACCGAGCUCAAAGAGGUGGAGAGCAAAGCCCAGGCCAGGACAGAGACUCUGAAAGAGGAAGGUCCAUCCGAUCUACGAGUCUUCGAGCUGAACUCGGAUAGUGGGAAAUCCACUCCCUCCAACAAUGGCAAGAAAGGCUCCAGCACUGACAUCAGUGAGGACUGGGAAAAGGACUUUGAUUUGGACAUGACUGAAGAAGAGGUGCAGCUGGCACUCUCCAAGGUGGAAAUGGCUGGGGAGCUGGAAGAUGAAGAGUGGGAAGACUGGGAAUAAAGCAACUGCUUCCAGUGUGUGUCACAGGCUCAUUUCCACCAUCGACUGUGAAUUAAAUCACGGACCGGCUGUUCCUUUGUGUGUCACUGUGCUGGGGAUUGUGUUUCCAGGCUGGAGGAGUUUCAUUCCUGCUAAAUCCUGUGGGCAACUCCAGUGACCCCUUCAGACCUGGAUGAGGACGAGGAGGAAGCAAGAGUUCACUUGUAGCUGCUAGGGAGCCCAUCUUCUCAGUAGGUCCUAGAGACUGGCCAAGCCACACUGGCUGCCCUGGGUAGGGGCAGAUGUGAUGCAGUGAGGGGUCCCGAGUGCUUGAGUGCUUGUGUGUGUGUGUGUGCACAUCAGCUGCAGCCCAGCAGCUCAAAGGCUCUUGGAUGCAAGCUGUGCCUGCUCCCUCGCGCUCUGUGCUGCUCCACACCAGCCCUGGAGACCAUUCCCUGCUGGAGGGAGGUGCCGCAGGCUCAGCCCCUUUGCUCCCACUCAUUGCUGCAAAGAAAAGCAGUGGGUUUGUGGCUUUGAGCUGCAGCUGGGCCAUGCUGGAAGGAGCCAAACUCCCCUCAAACCCUCAGCUUCUGCCUGGCUUUUUGUCUUGGAAGCUUUUUCUAAUGGGAACUCAUUUCCUGCUGCAGGAGCAGCAGCUCCUCAAGGAGCCAAGGCCUUGCUGCUUCCCCUGCUCUGCCUUCCUCUCCUGGCAUUUGUGUCUUUCGAGUUAAAUUCCUCAAGCAAACUACUUGUGGCUUGCUCUUAACUCGAGCCCCUCGGGCAGGCAGCGAUUUGGGCUGCCCUGGAGCAGAGCCCUUCCCUGGGGUGCCCAGUUUGGGGUGCACAGCCCCAGCCUGGCCCUCGGGGAACAUGGUACCUGUGGGCUGAGGUCCACACCAGGCUCUCAAGCUUUGCUGUGCUCACUUGGGUUCCUUCACUCAAGCCCUCUGUGACUGCUUGCAAUGCUUCUCUCUGACCCACAGCCUCUCUCAUGUCCUGAGAUGCUCCUCAGUGGAUGAUGCUAAUACACAGUUAUCCUAUAGAGACGGAGCCCUUGCUGCUGCCCCUGCCCUUCGGGGGGUGGUUUUAUACAUGCUGCCUUUGUCCUUCUGCCCCUUCCAGGGCCACUUGGUUGGAGCUAUGGGCUUCCUGCUGGUUUAGGGUAGCGUUAACCCAGGUACACUUGGAAGAGUUGGGGUUUUGGGGUUGGGUUUGGGGUUUUUUUCUCCCCUUUAGGAUUGAUUCUCAGGCGCAGCUGCCCGAAGGAUUGCAUUGGUGGCAGCAGUGCCUUUGGGCACUUACAUGAGAGCACGUUUGUCCUGCAGAACCUUCGAGGGCUGGAACUGAGCUACAUGGGCUGGGCUGGCAGAGCCUCUGGUGCCUGGCCCCAGAUGUAGCUGUAGCAGGAACACUGGCCAUGGGGGGGUGGCAGCAGUGGGUGCAGGCUCAGGCCUCUGCUCCCCGGGCUUGGUGUGAGUGCUGCCUGCAUCCCUGCCCUGCAGCAUUGCUCUGAGCGUGCUGUGCUCUCCUCUCUGUCACUUCUGGUUUGCUCUUCUUUAGUCAAUUAACCAUUGGGUUGUCUGUGCAAUAUUCUCUGUUCUCAAGUAUCCCACCUCUCCCUGGGCCUUUUCUAGCUGGGGUGAGAGCCAGGAGCAAUUCUAACAGCUGGUAGUUUUGUAACGAUGACUUUCUCCAAACCUUUUGCAGUUAACGGCAAUUAAAGGAAUUCUACAGAG